Messenger RNA from Lathyrus oleraceus (garden pea), 555 nucleotides. RefSeq lists its product as uncharacterized. The coding region runs from base 180 to 413 and encodes 77 amino acids. The record is from RefSeq and is a predicted model, not a curated record. The transcript has 3 exons. NCBI's taxonomy places the organism in Eukaryota, Viridiplantae, Streptophyta, Magnoliopsida, Fabales, Fabaceae. Gene Ontology annotation, cellular component: mitochondrion.
UCAAAAGGAAAAUAUAACAACCGUGGGUCCAAUCGUAUGGGUGGUAAUGCUUGAUAAAAUUGUUUGCAGGCAGGACUCUUACUUUUUUCUUCUCUUUCAGUAGCAUCAUUCUCACCAGGCGAGUAUUUUGGAACAACCACAACAUAGAAAACAGGUCUUCAUCCAUUUAUAGUUUCUCCAUGGAUCUUCAGGAUUUCCUUAUUCGUGCUCGAGUCUUCAAGCUUUACAGACAAGCUUUGAGAGUUGCCGGUCGAGCACCCCCUCCUGCUAGAGGUGAACUGAGACAAAUGAUUAGACAAGAGAUGGAAAAUAAUCGAAACUGCAAUGACAAGCAAAGGAUCCGUUACUUGAUUAGUGAAGGCUUGGAAAAAUUGAAACGCCUCGAUGAAAUGCUUGAUAUGCAAGGUCAUUAGGUCACCUCUCAAUAUGUAUGUUUCCCUUUGUAAUAAUAACAUAAAAUGAAUUUUAUUCAUGUUCUUUUUGUUUUUUAGUUCAUGUUAACUAUUAAUGAUUUAUGAGUUGAAAAAAUGGACCAAGAAGUAUAUGAAAGCUUUA